AUGGUGGUCCCAAAACUAAUAAAAGGGCCUCCACCCCCUCCAGCUCCUCCACCAACAAAUCCUCCGCCACCUACCAAUCCUCCGACGGAAAAACCGAAUCAAACAUUCCCUCCGUUACCAACGUUUGCACCGAUAACUCCUGCUCCUACAACUGAAAUGGAUUAUACGCCUGGAAUUAUUCUGCUUGUUGUUCUCUUUUUAGUUUGUAUUUCGUAUUCUGGUGGAGGUAUUUGGUGGUAUAUGAGAAAGAAAAGAGAAAAAGAAAUGGCUAAAAUGCAACCUGGUUUUGAUAAUCCGUAUGAUAUGGAGAGUGGAUCAAGCACUGGAACUACUGGUACUUCUACUUUUGGUGGUACGACUUCCACUACGGGUACGACAGGAAGAACAAAAACUACAAAAACAAGAGGAACAACUGGAUCAACGACAGGCGCAACGAAACAGAAGAAAGAUAAGAAAAAGAAAAGAAAGAAAGAUAAAAAGAAGAAGGAAAAGACUCGAAGCCUCAGUGAAAAAGAAGAUCCAAAAAGUCCGGUUCCUCUGUCUCCAGUUCCAUCCAAUCCUCCUAUUCCAUCUGCUCCUGGUGCAACUCCUAAUGCUUCAACACCUACUAAUGGUCCACUCCCAGAUGCUCCAGCUCCAAUUAUUCCACCUCCUGCAUCUUCAAUAAAACCUUCAGAAGAAGUUCUUGCAGCUGGUCAUUUUCCUCCUACUCAAUCGGAUCCAUCGAAUCAAGCCCCUAGUCCGGCUCCUGUUCCUGCUCCCGCUGCUCCCGAUGGUUCCGCCGACUUACCCCCACUUGAUAACACUGCUCCUAGUUGGAAUCCUAUCAGUGGACUCUUUGGAAACUCAGCACAACCAGAUGCUCAACCGGCCCCUCAGCAACCACCUCCGGCCCAAUGA
Caenorhabditis remanei is the source of this 900-nucleotide messenger RNA. RefSeq lists its product as uncharacterized. NCBI's taxonomy places the organism in Eukaryota, Metazoa, Nematoda, Chromadorea, Rhabditida, Rhabditidae. The record is from RefSeq and is a predicted model, not a curated record. Bases 1 to 900 code for a protein of 299 amino acids. The transcript is spliced from 2 exons.